Bursaphelenchus xylophilus (pine wood nematode) is the source of this 2127-nucleotide messenger RNA. The record is from the annotation of a GenBank genome assembly. NCBI's taxonomy places the organism in Eukaryota, Metazoa, Nematoda, Chromadorea, Rhabditida, Aphelenchoididae.
AUGUCACUCUCAUCUGCAAUGCUAACGGCUCUGAGGGAAUCUCGAGGUGUCCUGAUGUUCUCCUUGUUAACAGUACUCCUCAUUUCUACAGUAACGGCAAAACCUUUGUCCCAAGAUCGGAGAUCCCUGCAGAUUUUGUUAAGGUAAGAUUAUUAUUCUUUUUUAAACUUUUUUUCCAAAAAUCAUCUGUCAAAUAGUUUACAGCCAACUAAAGAUAACGUAGUUUGGUUUAGGCGUUACAGUAAUCCACCUUAAAUUAGCACUUUUUCGAUCUGGGCUUGGUCUUUGGCUGAUCAACGGCUUUCUUUUUUGCAAUCACUGCGCUUGAAAUCAACUACUUUGCUUGUUUUUUGUAAAGAAAUUCGAGAAAAACAGCCCGACAUCAGCUGAUAACAUCCAAUUUCGCUGCUUAUCAUCCACAAACCGAACGGAAACAAAUUGUUUCAAGUGUAAAGUGAAUUCCAAUGAAUAAAAUCAUUUUAUCGCUUAAUCUUCAAAGAAUUCAAGGAUUUCCGGAUAAGAAUAGUAUUUAAAUUGCGUGUAGUCGGGGUUUUUUGCUGAAAAUGGGGAAAGAAUGACAUGACAAGGUAGAAACGUAACCUUUAUAUACAGGGUGGCCCAAAAAAAUGGAAACUUUUUUCCAUGGGUCCUGCCGCGAAAACCUUGAGGUGUAGCCAAAUAAUUUUUUCACCAAUAAAUUCUCUGUAUUUUUCUGCCCUAGGCGUUUUAUUUUCAUGCCCAUAUCGCUUGUUUAAUAUGUCUUUUUUCAAUGUCGAACACAGGGGCCUCGAUUUCCGACUUGUUUCGGCAAGAAAAAAGACAGUGUGAGGUUGAUAAAUUGCUGGCUGUAGCAAAAUUUGUCAUGCCAAAAGCCACCAAAUUAUUCAACGGAAUACUCCGAGAUAGUACGCGUCCGGGAAGUCGAAAAAAGUGCACCUUAAAUACUUCUGCCAACCUUGAGAUCGUCAAAAAGCGAGUGAAGCGAAAUCUGAUGGUGUCCAAGAAAAAGAUUGCCCGAGAGACCGUAAUCAACAGGGCAGCUAUCUGCGAAAUGGCCAAAAAUGUACAGCAGCUUAAGCCUUACAGGCUACAAAAAGUUCAGCGCCCUACGGAAGACCACACUUUAGUGCGGCACAAAAGACUUUGAAAACUCAGGCGCCGCGCCGGUGCUCUGGGGAUCAGAGGGGAUCCUGUUCAUGGGUGAGACAUAGCUCAACAUUGAGCAGGUCGACAAACACCAGAAUGACAGUAAUUACGCUGUUGAGCGUCAUCAAGCAACCGCAAUCUUCGAACCCUGUCAAAACCUCUUCCGUCAUGGCCUGGGGCAAAAUUUUGCGCCAGAGGCAAGAUAUCCCCGUUUUUCGUGGUUAAGAUGUCAAAAUCAACCGAAACGUCUACCACCGGUAUUCUGGAGGUAGUGGGUGCUUCCGUGGGCUCAGUAGCAACUUGUGGAUCAAAAUUUAACGUUAUAACAAGAUUCAGCUCCGACCGACAAGGCAAAAAGUGCUCGGCGGCUGAUUUUCCCGAUUUUUGCUACGUCUGCAAAAUUGCCGCCUACUCGCCGGAGAUGGAUCGUAUAAUUUUAAUUUUUUUUUGAAUUGGAGGCGAACGCCUGUGCUAUACGUCACAAACGUUUGGACCGGCUAAGUUAUCGCUGCGCCAAGAACGGGACCGAUUUCCCCAAAAAAAGCUGCGGCGUAUCGCCCAAAAUUUUCAGUCACGUUUGGCACUCUAUAUCGCCGCGAACGGCAGAUAUUUCGCAACUGGCCGAACAUGUUAUCAACAAUGUUCCAUGGCAAUGAUAUCGAUAAUUACUUUGGCAAAAUUUAGGUCGUGAACCGAAAUAUAGCUAUAAAUAUGAGUUUCCAUUUUUUUGGGCCACCCUGUAGAUAAAAAUAUAAUUGUCGAUACAAAAACUAACAUAAGGUUGUUUUCAGAGCAAUUGACAACGAACUCGAGAGCCCCUACUCGGACGACCUGAUGCCUUCGAGGUCACGUCGAGCCGUGGCAUCAGAAUUGCCUCAGGACAAAAGAGAACUCUUGGCCUACGACAAGAAGAGCUAUCCGCGGAUAUGUUACUUCAGCCCCAUCCAAUGUCUUUUCACUCGGAUGAGUCUCAAGAAGUGA